AUGGCGUCUCAGGAGUCGGAAGGUCUACUCGAAGACUUUCGGGAAGCCCUUGAAGGCCUCCAGAUGAAUAGUCGCUAUGAAAUCCAGAACUUGACUCAGAUUGCCCGAGAGAGCACAGAGGAUGCACUUGCCAUUUCGCAGGCAUUGCAGGAUCAUAUCAAACAGGCCGCACCGCACAAGAAGCUACCGGCAUUGUACGUGCUGGAUUCCAUCUCCAAAAAUGUCGGCACGCCCUACACGCUCUUCUUCGCCAAGCGUCUCUACACCACCUUUUGGGAAGCAUAUGCCGUUGCCGACGGUCCUACCCGUAGAAAGAUGCACGAGAUGUUCAAGACUUGGAAGGAACCGAUUCCUGGGUCCAUUGACCGGCGACCUGUGUUUGCUCCGGAAGUCACGCAGCCCAUCGAAGCUGCCCUGAUCAAGGCAACGGCGUCGGGCAACGAGCAGGUACGAAGAAUGCAGCAAGGCCGACCUGUUCCUCAACCAGGCAUCCCAUAUAGAGAGACGUCGACACCUCCUGGAGUACGACCGCCAUCUCAAGUGAACGGAUAUCCCAGCAACACAACUCCCGUCUCAAACAUGAACGGUCACCCUUACGGCCUGCCGGCGCAACAGCCGCUGACUCAGCACCCCUUUCAGUCACACUCGGCUCACUCUACACCACAGCCCCCCAGCAUGCCCGCCUUCCAGCCACCGGCAUAUGGAGGUUAUGGUGCACCGUCUCAACCCAUCAUCAGUGUAGAUGCCUUGAAAGAUGACAUUCAAAAUCUCAUAAACGCCUUCAGGGCAGAGUAUGCACGAAACCCUGGAGACGCUAGUAUACAGACGAAGCUGAAGGCACUCUUGGAUUUGCAAGGCAUCCUGCAGGCUCAUAAUCUGCCGCAGGAACAAUUAGUGGCUAUUAAAAAUCAAAUAACUGGCCUCGCCGUGACUAUAAGGGCUACACCAGCCCAAACUCCUACUCCCGUACCUGUACCCCCUCCUGUAGCAGUAGCCCCCCCUCCUGCAGCGACGCCAACAUUGUCGUUAGAUUCUCUGCUUGGGCAAGGCGCUCUGGCUGCGCUGCUUGCGCGCAACUCUGCUACUCCUCAAGUCUCUACACCUCAACCACCGCCUGCUGCGGUUGCCAUCAGAUCGCCCCCUCCCCAGCGGGUUGAACCACAGCCGCCAGCUGCUUCCACGACUCCAGAUCCCAUGGCUCUAAUGAAUAUGCUGCGGAAAGCCGGCAUGCUGCCCCCGCCGCCCUCUUCAUCCGGAUCUACACCCGUCCCAAACAUCCCCCAGGGUCUACAGCUACCAUUCCCACCACCUAUUCCUACGGGACCACCUUCCAUUGACAACUUGACCCGGGAUAUCUCCCUUCAGACCUCAUCGCUAAAGCAAUUCCGGCCUCACCUCAUUCCUCUCAUGUUUGAGGCUCUUGGUCCUCAAUGUACUCACUGUGGACGACGCUUCACCCCGGAUGAAGAAGGCAAGAAGAAGAAGACAGCACACAUGGACUGGCAUUUCAAGGUCAACCAACGCAUUGCUGAGGCAGAAAAGAGCGGCCAACAUAGAAGUUGGUUUGUCGAUGAAGAGGACUGGAUCAACAGCCGCGAGACGGUUGAUGAAGACCGUGCCACAAAUCCUAGCGCUACAAGUGGUCAAGGCUCGGCCUCCAAGGCGCCGAGACUUCAGUAUAUUCCUGUUCCCAGUGACCCCGUCUUGAAGAAUAGUGUUUGCCCGAUUUGCCAGGAAAACUUCAAGCAGAUCUACCUGGACGAUGCUGGCGACUGGGUCUGGGAGGAUGCGACUCAAGUUGAUGGCCGAAUAUAUCACGCCAGCUGCCAUCAAGAAGUUUCCGGUGGUCUAGUGCAAGUCGCUUACAGGAGUACACCUGAGCCAGUCUUGGGGAAGAGGAAGGCUGAAGCAGUCACUCAUUUGCAUGAGGAACUUUUCGGCUUCCUCGUCGGCGUUGGCGGACAGCAUUGCACUUUUCUUGCCCGAACAUGGAUUUGGGAGGUUUGGCACUGA
Messenger RNA from Pestalotiopsis fici W106-1, 2013 nucleotides. RefSeq lists its product as uncharacterized. Gene Ontology annotation, cellular component: mRNA cleavage factor complex; cytoplasm. The transcript has 6 exons. Gene Ontology annotation, molecular function: mRNA binding; RNA polymerase II complex binding. Lineage: Eukaryota; Fungi; Ascomycota; Sordariomycetes; Amphisphaeriales; Sporocadaceae. The record is from RefSeq and is a predicted model, not a curated record. Gene Ontology annotation, biological process: termination of RNA polymerase II transcription. The coding region runs from base 1 to 2013 and encodes 670 amino acids.